CAGCAAGACAUUAAUCUCCGAUCACAAAAUUAAACACCAAAAUUCAACAAAAAAACAGGAAUUUCCCCUGAGGUUUGAUGACCUCUGAUUUACAUAGCAGAAACAUAGGAGGGAUUGAUCCGAGCGGAGAGAGGGAACAAAGAGGAGAAGGAUCAAGAACACGAAAAAAGGGACGAAUCAAGAUAGAGAGAGAACUGGAGAAGCCAUUUCCGACGUUUUGCAUGUCGUUAAUUACAAUGGCAGAAACCAGGUGCAAACAACUACAUUGUCAUGAUCAGUACGUUGAUAAUUAUUGUGUAAAGAAACAAUCAAAUCCAAGAAGGGAUGUUUAAUUUUUUUAUGCAUAAACAUUGAAACCGACAAAAAGUCUAGGAACAAAUUAAAUUUAUAAAUUCAUGAUCAUCCUUACAUUUACAUCUGCGCGACAUGAAGGCAUGGGAGGCAACCGUGAGGAAAACACACGCUGCAAGACGACAAGCUAGCAAUAUCUUCAGUUCAUCCCCCGUUGCAAACAUGGAUGAAGAAGAUGAGAUUCAUGCUGCAGGAGAGGUGUUUCAUGCUGAACGUUAUCUCCCAAACGGAGAUUACUACACAGGUCACUGGUUGGAUAACUUUCCUCAUGGUUUUGGCAAAUACUGGUGGACCGAUGGAUGCAUGUAUGUAGGAGACUGGUAUCGUGGAAAAACCAUGGGAAAAGGCACCUUCAGUUGGCCUUCAGGAGCCAACUAUCAAGGCGAAUUUAAAAGCGGGUAUAUGGAUGGAGAAGGGAUCUAUACAGGGCCAAAUGGAGAUACUUAUAAAGGGUCAUGGGUUAUGAACUUGAAACAUGGACAUGGGGUGAAGGAAUACACUAAUGGGGAUAUAUAUGAUGGGGAAUGGUGUGGAGGGUUACAAGAAGGAAAUGGUAAGUAUCAAUGGAAAGAUGGGAAUUGCUACGAUGGAGAAUGGAAGAAUGGAAUGAUGUCUGGAAUGGGAAAACUGGUUUGGAGUAACGGGAACACGUUUGAGGGGUUAUGGGAUGAUGGUAUACCAAGUGGGCAUGGGAGAUUCAAGUGGGCUGAUGGGAGUUUUUAUGAAGGUAAUUGGAGUAAGGAUGCUGCAGAGCAAAAUGGUGAUUAUCAUCCAUCUGAUGAUGCUAAAGAUGAACAUAAAGACUGGUCUCAAGAACAAGUUUAUGAAGUUGAUCUUAAGGAAUGUGAAAUAUGUCCUCUUGAUAAGGUCCCGAUCUUGCCAUCUCACAAGAAACUAGCAGUUUGGAGAUCGACAAAGGGCAGCAGUAGCAGUGCUAGUACUAGUGACACUGCACCUAGGUCCAGACGAAUGUCCAUUGAUGGAAGCAGCUUCGAUGUGAGUACUGUUGAAGAAGCAAAUUUAAAGGCAAGAGAUGAUACGUCAUUGUCAUCAUCAUCACCUAGUAAUUCGUCAGUAGAAGCAAGUCCAAUACAAAUCCCCAAAGUGGUAAAGAAACAAGGAGAUAUCAUAUCCAAAGGACAUAAGAACUAUGAACUUAUGCUCAAUUUGCAACUAGGAAUCAGGCAUUCGGUAGGAAGACCGGGUCCCACUCCCUCAUUAGACUUAAAGCCAUCAGCUUUCAAUCCAAAGGAGAAAGUAUGGACAAGAUUCCCACCAGAGGGAUCCAAAUACACCCCUCCACACCAAUCUUGUGAAUUCAAAUGGAAGGAUUACUGCCCAUUGGUCUUCAGGACAUUAAGGAUGUUGUUUAAGGUAGAUGCAGCUGAAUAUAUGCUAUCUAUGUGUGGGAAUGAUUCCCUUCGAGAGCUCUCCUCACCAGGGAAGAGUGGAAGCUUCUUCUACCUGAGUUAUGAUGAUCGGUACAUGAUCAAGACCAUAAAAAAAGCUGAAGUCAAAGUGAUUCUAAGGAUGCUUUCUGCUUACUUCAAUCAUUUCCGACAAUACGAAAACACUUUAUUGACAAAAUUCUUUGGACUGCAUUGUGUGAGGUUAACAGGUGCUGCUCAAAGGAAGGUACGUUUCAUUAUUAUGGGAAAUCUUUUCUGCACGAAUCACACCAUUCAUAGACGCUUCGACUUAAAAGGGUCUUCCCUUGGUCGCCUUACGGAUAAGCCCGAGUCGGAAAUAGAGGCAACCACUAUACUUAAAGAUCUUGAUCUCAAGUACUUUUUCCGAUUACCAAAAACAUGGAAUGAAGAAUUCAGAAGGCAAAUAGAGAAGGAUAGUGAUUUCCUGGAGCAGGAGAGAAUAAUGGAUUACAGUCUCUUGGUUGGUCUUCACUUCAGAGAACCGUCGCACUUAACACCUGUUGGUGAUGGCACAGUAGAGGACUCAUAUUCUGUGGCUGAUAUGGACAAACUUCUUUCAGACCCAUCUGGACACCAGUUGGGAAUUGGCAUGCAAGCACGAAUUGAAAAGAUGGAGAGGGCGAUAGAGACAGAACUGAUAGGGGAACCAACCGGGGAGUGUUAUGAUGUUGUAAUGUUUUUCGGAAUCAUAGACAUACUUCAAGACUAUGACAUUACCAAGAAACUCGAGCAUGCUUACAAGUCCAUGCAUUACGACCCUACCUCAAUAUCAGCUGUUGAUCCCCGACAAUAUGCCAAACGUUUUCAUGAUUUUAUACUCACGAUUUUCAAGGAAGAUGAUCAAUAGAAAGGAAAAUUUUAGAAUCUUUGUACAGAUAUACGUCUAGUCUAUUUCUCUAAAUCAUAUUACGUACUUACCCAAGGCAGGCAGAAGGACCAUGUAGAAGUAGCUUCUUUAGUUUCUAUAGUGUACAAUGUGUUGCCAUGUAAGUAUACUUGUUUGUUGUACAAUACAUUUCAUGAACAAUUCAGUAUUUUUCUUCGGAAA
Molecule: messenger RNA, 2829 nt
Organism: Lactuca virosa
Lineage: Eukaryota; Viridiplantae; Streptophyta; Magnoliopsida; Asterales; Asteraceae
Source: the annotation of a GenBank genome assembly